This is a messenger RNA of Hypoxylon trugodes, 1533 nucleotides long. Its product is annotated as pali-domain-containing protein. NCBI's taxonomy places the organism in Eukaryota, Fungi, Ascomycota, Sordariomycetes, Xylariales, Hypoxylaceae. The record is from RefSeq and is a predicted model, not a curated record. Gene Ontology annotation, cellular component: cell division site; plasma membrane; growing cell tip. The transcript has 3 exons. Bases 469 to 1413 code for a protein of 314 amino acids.
ACAUCGUCGAUCUCAACUAUAAAGACCCCUUGGCCUGCGCCUCAGCCAGGGCAGUCAAAUUGGCGAACUGCUCAUUCUGUGUGGGUUGUAUCCAAUCAUAGCAAAGAUCAACCCCUUGUAUUACCCUUUCCGGUUAUAUUUAAAUCCUCCUAGACUCUUUAUUUUAGAUGCCUAGCCCACGGAUCGAUUCUAUACGCUGAUGUAAACGAUGUACCUAGACAGCCUCCGCUGUGAUACCUAUCAGUAGUCGCAGCAGGAACACAGCCAUGGUGAUCUCUCCAUCGGUAACGUGUGGUUAGCUGUUUUCAUUCCACGACUAACAAUGAGCUGAAGGACUUAAUUCAGCCUGACAUCCAGGUAUUCCAAAAUGUGUAAAUAUCUCUAGACUUUCAUAUUUCAUAUUCUGUCACAUUUUCAUUAUCUAGAGUGGAAAAAAAAAAAAAAAAAAAAGAAAGGCUUAUAUCAAAUAUGGCGGGAAUAGCGAAUAUCUUCACAAAACGGAUAACUCACCUCGUCGCCUUAUUCUUGGUUGCGGCCGCUUUCGCAUUACUCCUAGUCACUAAUGCUACGGCACCCGUAAAUCACCACCUAGCAUUAUUCACAGCGUGGAAUCCCUAUCGUGGAUACAAUGAGGGUAAUCCCGCCAUCCGCUUCGGCACAUACGGCUAUUGCUGGCAGGUCUACAUGGUCUCCGUAGACUCCGGAUUUACUACUUCGCACCCCACACCCGACAGAUGCACAUCCGCAGGCAUCGGAUACGACCCGGUAACAGCCCUGAACAGCAUCUCCGACGUAGGACCAACCGGUACCACCACCGAACGCUCUCUUACCGAGGCUAUGGUCAUACACCCUCUUGCCACAGCAUUCGCUUUCCUAACUCUCGUCUCCUCCCUCUUCCCCACGCGCAUAAUCCCCGGCAUCGUUAGCCCUGCUGUCGGCAUCUUAACUACAGUCCUGGCUUUAAUAGCAGUAGCUUGCGACUUCUCACUCUUCCGAAGUCUCAAGAAGCGUCUCCAAAACGAAGGUCUCGCGCAGGGGAAGUACGACACUGGCAUCUGGCUCUUACUCGUAGCCUUCAUAUGCUUAGUCCUCGCCACUCCCCUCCUAACCGGACGAUGGUUAGCCAGCCGACGGGAACCCGCCGCUACGGGAGCGAACGAGUAUGAAAUGAAGGACUCGGAAGAAGGACAUACUUACAGAAGCUCUCCCGCGGUCAGCGCCGUACCACCGUAUGAAGUCGCGGAUAAACCUGGAUGUGCGGAGUUAUCGCAGGGCAAUGGAUCGGAUCGACAUGAAUUGACUGGACAGGAUAAAGGACGUGUUGAAUUGGAAGAACAGAAGGCUAGACGGUUUGAGUUAGGAGAUACAUGUCCUCAUGCUCAGACGACGAACGAGGCGUGGGGUGAGAUUUGAAAAGUGUUUAAUUAUUUGAUUUAUGUGUCACAAGUUACUAUUAUCAUCUUCUAUUAAGCGAUUUAUUCAUAAACACAUAGACAUCGAUACAAAAGCAGUUAUAAGGAACAUAAUCGAUUU